This is a messenger RNA of Postia placenta MAD-698-R-SB12, 2085 nucleotides long. RefSeq names its product glycoside hydrolase family 20 protein. Bases 1 to 2085 code for a protein of 694 amino acids. The transcript is spliced from 2 exons. Lineage: Eukaryota; Fungi; Basidiomycota; Agaricomycetes; Polyporales; Adustoporiaceae. Gene Ontology annotation, molecular function: beta-N-acetylhexosaminidase activity. The record is from RefSeq and is a predicted model, not a curated record. Gene Ontology annotation, biological process: carbohydrate metabolic process.
AUGGUGUCGUUGCUGGCUGCAGCAGUCUGCUUCUGGAUUAAUACUCUCCUGCUUUGUUCGCAUGCGCUCGCCGCAAGCCUGCAGCCUCAAAUCCCCUCCAUUGCGUCAUUCACGUCCGCUGGAGACAGUUUCCAGCUCUCUCCUAAUGUCCGCAUCAUCGUCGACAGCGCGCAUGGCCUUGAAGGAGCGCCAUCUGCAUUGUCUUAUGCCCAGACAUUUCGCUCAGACCUUAUGAGUGUUGCGGGCUUUGCUCACGUACCGCCUGUGGAGGUGCUUCCCGGAGGCACUGGGUUCGCCGGUGCACCCGUCAUCUAUAUUGCGAUCGAUCCGACGAUGCAAUUCGCGUUAUACAACGGCGAACCCACGCUGGAAGGCUAUGACUUUGAGAUCACUGAAUACACUUACACGAUCAAGGUUGCCGCUGCCAUCGGCGCGUGGUGGGGCGCUGUGACCAUGCUACAGCAGGUAGCCCUAACGGCCGUGGCUGGAGGGACGAACAUCUCGCUCCCAACAGGCGCAGGAUCAGAUUCGCCUGGCUGGGAGGUCCGCGGGUUCAUGCUCGACGCUGGUCGGCACUGGUUCGACACCGCAUUUCUAUCCGAGCUUUGCAUAUAUGCAUCUUUUUUCAAGCUCAAUGAGUUUCACCUACACGCAUCAGACAACUUGUGGAACCCAGACUUCCUCUACGGAACUGGGAACGAAGGUUGGAAGGACCUGUACGCAGCAUUCCGCUUCCAACCUCCCCCUGGCUCCCCGAUCGACGGUCUCGUACCCAGGCUUAACGAAAGCUGGCCGGAAAACGAAUUUCUCAUGUUCCAGCAGACAUGCUCGGAACACGGCGUCACUGUCAUUCCCGAGAUUGACACACCUGGCCAUUCGCUCGCGAUUACGCAAUGGAAACCGGAAUUGAUGCUCAGCGGCCAGCCAGACCUGCUGAACCUGUCGUACCCCGCGACCAUUCCGGCGAUCAAGUCCAUCUGGCAGCAGUUCCUGCCCUGGUUCACCUCGUCCGAGGUUUCCAUUGGCGCGGACGAGUACGACGCAUCUCUCGGCGACGCCUACGUCUCUUUCGUUAAUGAGAUGUUUGGCUUCAUGCAGGCCGAGGCCGGCAAGUCCAUACGCAUCUGGGGCACCAAUGAACCCAGCACAGAGAUCAUCUCCAAGAAUAUCACCAUUCAACACUGGGACUUCCCUGACGCGGACAUCCCAGUACAGCUUCUCGCCGCUGGAUACAACGUGAUCAACUCGGAGCAGGCCUUCCUCUAUCUCGAUGGGAAGUACUCUGACGGCGGUGUGUACCCCUACACGCUAAGCCUCGACCUCAUGUUUAGCGGAGCGCCCGACGGCGGAGGGUGGGCACCCAAUAUCUUCUCGCCCAAUGACCCAAGCAAUAACACAUCCCCGAACGAGCUGCACCUGCGCGGCGGGAUUAUGGCCCUCUGGUCUGACUGGGGAAACAAUGCAACGACCAUGCUCGAGGACUACUAUCAGCUCGCACAGAGCCUUGCAGUCGUUGGCGAGAAGACAUGGGCGGGCUCUGGCAUGCGCGCGUCCGAGCUCUCGCGCGCUGAGUUCGAGGCCGCGUACCCGAUCCUAAACGCAGCCGCGCCAGGCCAGAACCUCAACCGCGUCGUGCUACCGGAGUAUGGCGAUGUCGUGUACAAAUAUCCGUUCACGUACAAUACGCUCACAACACCAUAUGCAUCUGUCGGUCCACCAUACACUCUGCAAUUCAGCGUCAUGCCCGACACCCAUAGCUCUAAUGCAGACUUCUUGUUCUCUGGGGAGGACUCGAAGCUCUACGUCGCAAACCUGACAUUCGAGGCAACCGGGCAGCUGUAUCCGCUCGGAUAUGUACUCCCCGUCGGAACUUACACCGACGUGGAGAUCCACGCCACUGCGGAUUACACAUAUGCAAUCAUCAACGGGGACGAGGGCAAUCCGCGGUACUGGUACACGGUCAUGGACAUCUGGGGAGAGUAUAUGGAGGUGGCCAAUAUGUCUUUCGCAGCUCCGGCGCAGCAGAUUGGUGGCGAAGGCUUCGUAGGAUCUGUCAAGGAUGUUGUACUCACUUUGGGUGUUUGA